AUGAUAAGAAUAGAUCUCUACAAGUCCUGACCACGUGAUUUGCGAAAUAAUUAAUUCAGCACGUCCCUUAAGAAACACGGAGUCGUCAUUAAUCUGCCAAGCAAAGGACUCUAUCAGACUUGAAAACUGAAGAGAUCCCAAGAAUAUAAUAUACAAAGGGUGCAGUCCCUCUCCCUGCACACCUAGCUCUUUGGUAGCUGCUGAAAAAGAGACGCCUGGUCCGUGCCCACGGAUUAUCCAAAGGAACCUGAAGAUCCUACUCACACAGUUAAAGUCAAAAAUCAAGAAAAAACGUAAGUUUGGUGGCUGCGAGUGGCCCGGGCCGACGACGUGAGGCGCGGGGCGGCGGUCAAUGUUAUUUGAGCGGGGGCCGCGGGCCUCGGCGAUCGCAGAGCAGAGGAUGCAGAAAGCCGCUUACUAUGACAACGCGGGGCUCUUCGGGGGCUACACCUACAGCAAGGCCGACGCCUACCCCUACGGCACGGCCCACCAGCCCUACGGCCAGGCCGGCUUGGACGGCGAGUACCCCGGCUCCGCCUGCUCCGUCCAGAGCUCGGCGCCCGGCCGCGCCCCGGCCCACAAGGGCAGCGAGCUGAGCGGGAGCUGCAUGCGGCCCGGCGGGGGCGGCCCCGGGGGCAGUCAGCCCCCGGGGAUCGGCGACCAUCAGCCCCCGGCCCUGCCGCCCUCCUCCCCGCCCAACCCCCCUCCCAGUGUCCCCCCUCCGAAAAAAGCUAAGGGGGGUCCCAACUCCUCGGGCUCGGCCAGCGCCACCCUCAGCAAGCAGAUAUUUCCGUGGAUGAAGGAGUCCCGGCAGAACUCCAAGCAGAAAAGCACCUGCGCCCCCCCAGGAGAGAGCUGCGAGGACAAGAGUCCCCCCGGGCCGGCCUCCAAGAGGGUGCGCACAGCGUACACCAGCGCGCAACUGGUGGAGCUGGAGAAGGAGUUUCACUUCAACCGCUACCUGUGCCGGCCGCGCCGCGURGAGAUGGCCAAUCUACUCAACCUGACCGAGCGGCAGAUAAAGAUCUGGUUCCAGAACCGCAGGAUGAAGUACAAAAAGGACCAGAAAGCCAAAGGCAUCAUGCACUCCCCUGUCGGACAGUCUCCGGACCGCAGCCCCCCUCUGAGCGGCCCAAACCACGUCGGCUACUCCAGCCAGCUCCCCGGCGUCAACAGCCUCAGCUACGACGCGCCCUCGCCCACCUCCUUCGCCAAGUCCCAGCAGAGCAUGUACGGGCUGGCCGCCUACACGGCGCCGCUGAGCAGCUGCCUGCCGCAGCAGAAGCGCUACGCGGGCGCGGAGUACGACCCCCACCCCAUGCAGAGCGGCGGCGGCGGCUUCGCCAACCCCAGCCUGCAGGGCAGCCCCGUCUACGUGGGGGGCAACUUCGUGGACUCGAUGCCAGCUUCAGGCCCUAUGUUCAACCUGGGGCACCUGCAGCACCCCUCCUCCGCCAGCGUGGACUACAGCUGCGCCGCCCAGAUCCCGGGUGGCCACCACCACGGACCUUGCGACCCCCACCCUACCUACACGGACCUUUCCUCUCACCACACCUCUCAGGGACGGAUGCAGGAGGCGCCCAAACUCACGCAUCUGUAGCGGGGCGGCGGCCGGCGGGCCCCGCUCCCCUCUCCAUUACCUCACUUUUCUGACGGGACAGUAU
Messenger RNA from Malurus melanocephalus (red-backed fairy wren), 1664 nucleotides. RefSeq names its product homeobox D3 (gene HOXD3). The record is from RefSeq and is a predicted model, not a curated record. Gene Ontology annotation, molecular function: DNA-binding transcription factor activity, RNA polymerase II-specific; RNA polymerase II cis-regulatory region sequence-specific DNA binding. Gene Ontology annotation, cellular component: nucleus. Lineage: Eukaryota; Metazoa; Chordata; Aves; Passeriformes; Maluridae. Bases 353 to 1600 code for a protein of 415 amino acids. The transcript has 4 exons. Gene Ontology annotation, biological process: regulation of transcription by RNA polymerase II.